Chenopodium quinoa (quinoa) is the source of this 2150-nucleotide messenger RNA. Its product is annotated as DTW domain-containing protein 2-like. NCBI's taxonomy places the organism in Eukaryota, Viridiplantae, Streptophyta, Magnoliopsida, Caryophyllales, Amaranthaceae. The transcript is spliced from 3 exons. Bases 667 to 1443 code for a protein of 258 amino acids. The record is from RefSeq and is a predicted model, not a curated record.
GUUUGUUGUGGUGUUGAACAUGGUGUUUUGUUGUGGUGUUGGACUUCAUCCGCCAUUGCUGAUGAGAAAGGAAAAAGGAAGGUUGAAGAAAGGAGAAGGAAAUGGAGCUAGCUCUUUACAGACGAGAGGAAGAAGGUGAGUCGACAGCAAAAGAAUAGUAUUAUUUACCAAUUUUGUCAUUGGAGAAACAUUCAAUUAGAGAAACUGAGACCCGCUCCUAUAAAUAACUACUAAUCAAUCUAUCUAUCAUCAAGUUUAAUUUGCAUCCCUACCUUUUAAAAAGUAUGAGUAAACGCUUAUGAACAGUGCUAAGAAUGUGAGACUAUUAUGCCUUAAAAAUGUUUGCCCUCAUUAAUGUUAAUUGUUUUUUUUUUUUUGAACUCUUAAGAAUAGCGUGUGGACAUCUAUACCCCUAAAAAUAUUUGUUUACAUAUUUUCACUAAUUAACGAUACUAAUAACAUCAAACCGAAAGAACUUUUAGAUACGACUAGCUAUGAGGCGUGCAUCGCGCGCGUUAACUGCCCUAUUCAUUUCAAAAAUAUUUGAAAAAUUGUUUUAAAAACAAAAAGUUAAAAUAAAAAAUCUGAAAAAGAAAAAUAUAUAUAUAAAAAAAGGAAUUAAGUUACAAACUUGGCCCAAAACUUCAUUUCAAAACAAAUGGGCUUAUGAGUUAUGACGACAUAACUCAACAAAUGGAAGAACAACUCCCAUUCACUGCAACACAAACACUCACCGACGCCGACGAAACACGCCGGAAAAUAUGCUCCGGCGGCUGCAACCGCCCGGUGAACGUCUGCCUGUGCGAUAAAAUACCACAAAAUCCAAUAUCAACCACCACCCAAAUAGUAAUUCUACAACAUCCUCACGAACAACGCCAAAAAUUAGCAACAGUUCCAGUUGUCAAAAAAUGCCUCCAAAAUUGCGAAAUCAUCGUUGGUCGGAAACUUCGCGAAGGUUCCUCGCAAACCCUUGAUUCUCUCUAUCAUGGAAUCAAUGAUUCAGCUCAAUUUGACCCUAUUCGUCGCGCAGUCUUUCUCUUUCCAGGCACGGAAUUGAUGCCUUCGAUAGAAAUUAAUGAGUGGAGAUCAUCAUUGAAUAGUACGUGCACAAAUGGGAUUGUUUUAAUUGUAUUUGACGGUACUUGGAAACAUGCUAAGGAGAUGAUGUUUGCGAGUCUCCCAUUUAUAUCAAAAUUUGCUACUCGUGUAUGUUUUGAUUGUGAUUUUGAGGUUGGUGGUGGGACCAUAUAUGAUUCAGAUCUCAUCCUGAAGAAGGAACCUUUUAAAGGGUGCAUGAGUACCAUGGAAGCUGUUGCUCGAGCUUUGAGAGUUCUUGAGCCAUCUGGGGGAGAAAUAGAAGCAAAGCUGGUUGAGGUUUUGAAGUCGAUGGUUAGUCUACAGGCUUGCUACUUAAAGACUGUGAAACCACGGAAAAAGUGUUAGAGAAGGGUGUGGUGCGGAAAAACAUAUAGAAGCAGCAGAUUGAAGCAUGGUGAGAGGUUAGAUAACAAAGUGGUUUUUAACUGCGAGUGGCAAAACCUUGUAUCUUGGUCAUUGCAGGAAAUGUGUUUCGUUUACUUGAAAGACAACCCUGAAAGAUUUCAUUGUUGCAAUUCAGAGUAGUAUUGUAGUAAUACUGAUUAGAGAUCCAAGUUUUUCAUGUGGAAUUCAAAUCACAUAUCUUCAGAACAUAGAGAAGCUAUACAACUACCAUAGCACCUUUCUUUUCAUGCUGAAUCAAGUAAAUCGACUUUCGGUAGUUGAAUGGUGAAGGCACUCUUCAUACUUGUACGCAGUUCACAUGAGUGAAGGGAGAAGGAAAUGGCUCCACUCUUCGUUCUGUUUUUUUUCAGAGGUUAGGAAAGAUGACAAUAUAAACUUGGCUUGCUCUGAAGGAAUCUAUGGAAAUAAAAUUGAAGGAAAGAGUUGCUUAUUGCUACAACAUAAGGUCUGGGAAGUGUGAUUCGAUGCUGAUUUAUUAUUAUCUUGCACAUCAUCUUAUUUCUGGGCUAUUAUACUAUUCACACUCUUGUCACAAUAGCACUAUAUACUGAUGAAAACUUUGUUCAUUCUUUCAAUAUAUUUUGCCAGUUGUUUCUUCCUCUCCAUAAUUUCCUUCUACAUUUUAAUCAAAACACAUUAUUCCACUG